Molecule: messenger RNA, 3207 nt
Organism: Anneissia japonica
Lineage: Eukaryota; Metazoa; Echinodermata; Crinoidea; Comatulida; Comatulidae
Product: BTB/POZ domain-containing protein KCTD6-like
Exons: 1
Coding region: 208-891 (227 amino acids)
Biological process (GO): protein homooligomerization
Molecular function (GO): protein binding
Source: RefSeq, a predicted model, not a curated record
CCUAGUCUAUAGGCCCUACCGCGCAACAGCUGCUGUAGUUAUAGGCAAAUUACUGUUCCUGACUAUUACUUAAUGAUACAUAAAUAACAUAAAUCAACCUCCAUUUGUGUCGUAUGGCCUGCUGCUGUAUUCUGACUUUGCGACGAAAAAACAUCUGAUUGCAGUAUCAUUUUGUAUGAUUACAUGUUCAUGCACUAGUAUUCAGUUAUGGAUUCGCCAGCAGUGGCAGACGAGGUAUUGAACCUAAAUGUUGGGGGUUGCAUCUAUACAACAAGCCGCUCUACGUUGACACGUUUUCCGGAUUCAAUGCUAGGAUCAAUGUUCAGUGACCGCUUACCAUCUAACGUUGAUGAUUGCAAUCGCUACGUCAUUGACGGAGACGGUCCAACAUUUCGACACAUUCUAAAUUUCCUCCGUCGAUCAAAGCUUAUCCUUCCUGAUAAUUUUCAAGAGUGGGAUAUCCUAUCGGCUGAAGCAGACUUCUACCAGAUACAAGAACUCAUCCAACUUAUCGACGAAACAAGAGAACAAAAUCGACAGUCACAGAUUGAAGAGCAAGAAGCUAUUAAAUCAUACGAAUUCUUAGAGGUAGAAUUUGAAUGCGCCAAUGGACAGUGGCUGAUAUUUGGCAAACCAAAGCUUGUUGGUCAAUUAUCAGCAAUUAAAUGUUGUUUUGCGCAACUUGCAAACUAUAAGAGUCAACUGAAAAAGGCCGAGGUUUAUGGAUUGACAACCCCCAGAGGAAAAUCUGUAAAGCGAUUACAAUUGUUCAAAGAAAUAACCGAACUUGGCUUUAUGUUGGUUUGCACGUCCUCUAGUGGUGGUGACGAACGUUCAACAGACAGGUGGACGUUUUCAAGACAUGUUGCCGAGGAUUUCUUAAACAUAUGAUCCAUUACAAUUGAGUCACUGAGACAGAAUUAGUUCUCAAUUUUACUGGAAUUAUUUUUCUGCUCCAGGUUACAGUAUCAUAGGCAUAGAGGACUAAUUUUGGCAUCUUGGGAUUUCUCAUUUUGGCUUAUCUAUAAAAUUCUCAGUCGUAAUGCGUUAUAAUUCAAUUUAAAAAAAUGUAGUCCUACUUAUUGGUGGGCAACAAAUAAUACUAAAAACCGUUUCAGCUAUUAGGCCUAAGCAGGCCUAGAAUCAAUUUCAGAAAAAUACUACUCAAUUUAUAGCAACUUCAGUACAUCCUACACUUAGCACUUGAUUCUUUAUUCGCCAAUAGUUGACUUUUCAUCUUGUACAGUAUUAUCGUCAGAGCAACAUAACUGAUUCAGUCGGCUAAUGGGAGCCAUUGUGUGCACUGCUUGGAUGUCAAUUCAUUGGUCCGGUUCAAUUCCAACCAGAUAGGCCUACGACUACUGUCUUAAUUAAGGAGGUAUUAACUAAAUAUCCCUCCUAGCCUUAAUUAACCAACUGGACCAUUGAGGUUUUUGUUGGAAGUUCGUAUCCGAUUUGAGGCAAUUGAUUUCACAAUCGGUAUGCCGAUAAAACAUGAAGAGUACGGUAUUCGACCGAAAAACGUAAAACAGAGAUAAAAAAGAUCAAUGUGAUACGCCCUCUUCCAAUUAAACGUCCAGCAAAGACGAGAUCUCUAAAGAGAAAAGUGUUGUUACACAAAGAGAUAUAAAACCAUACACCACCUUGCGGUUAGGGCCUAAUGAUUUAUACGUAUAAUUGUAAAAGGUAAAGAAGAGGAAUCUGCGAAUGUAAACAAAAUGUUUUCUUAUACUGUAUAUAAAAACAUAGAUUAUAUGAAAUACAAGCCUUAAUUUCAGUUUGUGGCUGUUUCAUAAGAACCGAAAUUAUCCUGAGCUAACAACUUUUCGUUAAAUACUGUAAUAACGUUGCAGUUUUUGGUUCAAACGGGUUUUUAAGUAGUUAUACAUCGUAUAACGUAAUUUUAAAAAUAAGUUGCUGCCACCUUCGGGUUCAAACGGGUUUUUAUACAUCGUAUUACGUAUUUUAGAACUAAAUUGCUGUCAGAAUCAUUGUAUUAACCUAAUUUUCUGACAACCUUACCACAACGUUCGCGCGUGUUACUUUGUGUUAGCUGGUAUGGACAUUCGACCAACCGACCCUGAUUUGAAUGGGGGGAUAGGCUGUCAGAAUGCAUGAUCAUGCAAGUUUCUCAUAAUUAUUAUAGUGAUGCGAUAAAAUCUCCUAAUUUUUGUUCGCUGUUUUCAGAUUUUCAGAUGUUUGUACAGGCAUAGUAUUAUGCCUAUGUAAAAACAGUUGUAGUUGUAGAAAAUCUGAAAACAGCGAACAAAGAAGGACCAUGUCCUAACCGUGUCACUCUCCAAACAAAGAGGAGAAAUUAAGUGCAUUGCCCAUGGGACGAAACCCUCCGUCGCGUCGGUCCGAGCGAAAGCAUCUCCUAUCUAUUACAAAUUGUAGGUUACUUUCAAAAUUACGUCAAGGCUUAUAGUGGAAUAAAUAAUUCUGUAUUGCCGAGUGGGUUAGGCCCGGAUGAGGAAUAGAUAUUUUCUCCAUAUGACCAAGAUAUUACAUGAUAAUCAUACAAUUCCUCCUCUAAAUAAAGAUUGAAGUAUCCGACCGUAAUAACCUGUCUGUCCUAUACCAUUAAUGUUAUCGUAGUGAAUACCCUUGGGCGAUGUCCCGGUGGCAACAUUAUAAGUAGGGCCUACAAUAUGCACUAAUACAACAAAAGCCAACUUGACAUUUCCAAAUUUCUUAUAGCUCUAUGAUAUUUCUGUACUUACGGCACCCGUGUGAGUUGAUAUGAGCAUACUACAAUAAUUCUGGAUUUAUAAUAAUGUGUCAUGUCUGAACAUAAUACGGGCCACGCUGGCCAAAAUGCAAAAAUGCGGAGCAUGCCCAACAUAAGAAAAAAAAAUGUAAAACUAUAACAAAAACAAGCUGACUUUUAAUGUUAUACCUGUGUUGAAGUUUUAGAUAAUCGUAUGUCGUUGGUAACAUAUUUGAUCCUUUUCAAUAGAGUAUGUUGUGUGUAUUAUUAAGGCCUAGGCCUAAUUGAAAUUUUAUAUCACGACAGACGUUAACACAGAUGUUGCCAUAACAUUAACAUAUUGGAAGUAGAGAAAAGUAUAUUGUAGUUCAGUAAACAACAAACAGUUAUUAUUUAACUAUAACAUCGCUUAAAUUGAAGCUUGCGUAAGUUAUUAAGUCAUGUCAGAUUUGAUUUUCAUUUGUAUAAUAAAUACUUAGACUGACUCAAAUCAACUA